GGAGACAUUUGUCUAAUUCUUCAUCUCUGUCUGUCUGCCGUCAUGCUUUUCGUUGGUCUUUGGACAAAAGGAUUCUGAUUCCCAGGCUCUUAUUUCAUACUCCAAGUGCUAGGAAGGGUUGCAGAAUUUUACGUCGGGAUCAAGCACCGUUUAUCUCAGGAGAUAAACCAGCCGCUUCUAACUCCGAAGGCGGCUUCCUCAGAACCAGAUCACGUAGGUGAGAGUUGGGAAUCACCACAGCUGCCCAAAACAAUCAUGGCUGAACCAGAUUACAUAGACGAAGACAAUCCUGAACUAAUUAAGCCUCAGAAACUAAUUAAUCCUGUAAAAACAUCCCGGAACCAUCAAGAUCUUCAUCGAGAACUCCGUAUGAAUCAGAAAAGGGGACUCGCGCCUCAGAACAAGCCAGAGCUCCAGAAAGUGAUGGAGAGACGGAAAAGGGACCAGGUGUUCAAGCAGAAGGAGGAGGAGGCCCAGAAGAAGAAGUCGGACCUGGAAAUAGAACUUCUCAAGCGGCAACAGAAGUUGGAACAACUUGAACUGGAGAAGCAGAAGAUCCAGGAGGAGCAAGAAAACGCACCCGAAUUCGUCAAGGUCAAAGGCAACUUGAGAAGAACGGGCCAGGAAUCCUCAGAAGCUCCAAAUUCCUAGAGGAAAAAGCUUCUUUUAAGACUUGAAGCUGCAGCUCCAGUGGGCGGUGGGGCGGGGACGUCUGCAAGACAGCUGGCGCCCCUUUGCCCCCCGGAGCGGAUGCAAAACGUGGUCAAUACAAGGUCAAUUCCUGGAUCCUGUUUUGAAAGGGCGACUGCUUAGAAGUCAAAACUUGCCAGUAGUAAUAUGGAAGAUCAGAGGAUAAACACGCAACCUGCUUUCCCCUGUCCAAGAUAGGAUGGAGAAGCUAUUUUUGAGGAGCGGGGUUGCCUAUUUACUCCCGAUCGUGCUUAAGUGAGCAUCUCAGGCUAAUAUGUCUGCAUUUUGUUUCCCCCCCACCCACCCCACCUCGCCUCGUUCCUACUUUGUGGAAUUCUGCUAUGCAGGAAAAAAACACAAAGUGAAUUUUUGAGACCACUUUUUUUUUGGAGUUACAUUCUGUGUGGAAACUUGGCUUCCGGAAUGGAGCUGGACCCCCAGAUCUUUAGUGUAAAUAGA
Messenger RNA from Thamnophis elegans (Western terrestrial garter snake), 1149 nucleotides. RefSeq names its product family with sequence similarity 107 member B (gene FAM107B). Bases 256 to 651 code for a protein of 131 amino acids. Lineage: Eukaryota; Metazoa; Chordata; Lepidosauria; Squamata; Natricidae. The transcript has 4 exons. The record is from RefSeq and is a predicted model, not a curated record.